AUGGCAUACGAAGAUUUCGUUUCGUGGACCCGUGAACACAAACUUGAGCACACCCAGCCGGAGUUCAAGCCAUCGAACAUGCGGGAUUCCGCGACCGGUUAUGCUGAACUCAGUAUGAAAGGACACAAUGCCCGGGUGGUGACUGCUUGGCUGGCCCACCGUGUGCUUCAGAUCUACAGGGACCGUCCGGAGCUUCGGAGCGACAACAUGAAGACCAUGGUCAAAGCAGUGCGGCCCCGCGAAAAUUUCGAAGCGAUUGCAUGCAUUUGUUCGCUCGACUGCCCGCUCCAAGCAUUCAGGUAUUGGCUCGCCGAAUUCUUCAACAGGAUGGAAAGAUAUGGGAAGUAUAUGCAAAUGGAGGAGCGAAAUGGCCUCGUGGAGGCAUCCGACAUUCGAUGCAUUUCAGAACGAUUGGUUUUCAUGUUGUUUGUGUUUCCUGUGCUAGUCGCCUAUAGCUCUCAUGAUUGCUGUUUUCUGGAAAACCUUCUGAUCGAGGACAAGUUCGGUGUGGCAUAUGCUGCACUUGCAAAGCAAGCUGCACGUACGGGGGAUUUGCUGUGGCUCCUCAGACCCAAAAUGCAC
This is a messenger RNA of Symbiodinium sp. CCMP2456, 582 nucleotides long. The record is from the annotation of a GenBank genome assembly. NCBI's taxonomy places the organism in Eukaryota, Dinophyceae, Suessiales, Symbiodiniaceae.